GAUGAUGGUCGAGAUUUGGAUUCACUCUGACUGAAUGUCUUGUUCACCCACCAACCACGAUAGUUUCUCUCUCCUCUCCCUUCGUACUAAUAUUAUUCUUAUCGAUAUCCUCCUGCUUAUCUUGGCCUUGGCUCCUUGUUAAAUUCAUCAGUUCUUAGUGGGCCCUGAUUGCCACGUGUGCAUCCUGUGUUUCUCGCUGCGCUAUUAUCUCUAGCUGUGUUCACCUCAUUCAUUUUCCUCUUCCAGGGUUUGAUAAGGUGAACGAAAGUGAACACGAGAAGAGUCGUGACACGGGGAGAAGUGCCUCUGGAAAUUAAUUAAUGGUUACAUCGUCCAGGACUUAAGAGUAAUGAUUAUGGACAAGAAGAAUAAUGUGACGAGAGGCCAAGACGCUUAUUAAAGGGAUAAGCCACCAGUAAAUUGUGAUAUCUUUCUCCACCACCAAAGAACGAAAGGAGAUGACUUGAUUCGAUUGAUGAUAUUAUUAACCAAUUAUUAAAGUUUAAUUCCUAUCGACGAGAACUAAGAUUGACGGGUUGGAUAUUUGAUAAGUUUAGUAGAGCAUAUUUUUCAAAGUUUAUUUUUAUACGACUUUAAGAGAAUAAGUAGUAAUUUAAAAUUCAACGGGAUAAGGCUGAACAAGGUACAAUUAUGGGGUUGAACGAUCUACAGUCCCAUUUUACACAAAACAUUGUCAAUACGGUCGAGUCGGUGGAUCUUCUUAAAGUGGCUCAAACCGUGAAAACAAAGAAUCGGAAUGAUCGUGGAGAACAGUUCAAAGUGAUUGUGGAUGGCGAAUGUUGCCUGGACCGACUUUAUGGGGGGUAUUUUCCAGAUUGGAUAUGCGGUGGACAAUGGAACAAAAUGGAACAAUUCCUUCGCAAUUUUGCAUCCGUAAUUCAGAGUUCCAACCUAGAUCUCGUGAUAUGCUUCAAUGGAGCUCUGGAACCGGAAAGACUGGAGCAAGAGUGGAAAAUUAAACAAGAAGAAACGCUAAAAUUCAUUGAAGAAAUUCACAGACAUGUCACAUACAAGAAAAAACCUCCUCCAAAGUGCUGGUGGGUAGCUCCGGCUUAUUUGCGAUCUGCAGUUCGAGUAACAUUCAGAGCGCUACAAAUAAGAACUAUGAGCACGCUUGAAGACCAUCACAAAGAAAUUGUUCGAUUUUGCCAAAAGAAUAACUUUCAUGCAAUCGUGGCGGAUGAUCCAGAAUAUUUAGUUUUUGAUAUUCCCCGAUACUUUUCCGCUCAGAAACUGAAACUUACAUUUAAAGGGUCUCUGGAAACUGUAGAGCUAAAGCUGAAAAAAGUGCAAGAUGACCUAAACCUGACACCGGAAAAGUUUCACAUAUUCACAGCCCUAUUUGGGAAUUAUCUCCUAUCUGAAAGCGAUCUCACUUGCUUAUAUGCUGCUCUUGGUGUCGAUUCAUCUUCAAAAACGUCUUUGAUUGAGAAAAUUGGCGAAUUCAUCAGAACCCUCGAGUCCAACGAUACGGACAAAGUGGUUGAGAAAAUUGGCAAAUUAACUUGCGAAUCUGAACCUGAAAAAUCAAAGGAACUGUGCGAGAAGUUGGGAAAAUGUCUCCAGUACUAUUCAGAUUUAAGUAUUCCGAAAGCUGGUGUCACGUCACAGAAAGAGAACAAGAAAAGUAAGGGCAGCAAGGCUUCCAAGAAAUCAGGGGAACAAAACAAGGUGCAACAAAAACAGGCAACUCCUGCCACUUUAUCGGAUACGAACACGGGAACAUCCUCAGUUAUUUCAAACAAUGUUACUGAUGGUUCCCUGCCAUCGGAUACACAGAAACUCGAAUCAGGAGAUUCAUCGAAAAUCUUUGCCGAUACUACAGAUACCGAAGUCACUACUUCCAUUCCGCCAGUCGUAAAUGGAAGCAGCGGAGGAGGAAAUGGUAGUGGAGAUACUACUUCUAGCAACGAAACCAAUGCCAAAUCCAGCCUGGACAAGUUAUUGUAUCGUGUAAAUUCCGAAAUUGAAAAUGUGUGCAUCACCCGACACAAAAAUGGGCUGAUGUCGCCGUAUAUUUAUCAUAUUUUGAAACACAGAGAAAUAAAAUUACCCGUCAUCAUUCAAGAGUCAAAGGACAGCAAAGAGUUACCAAAAGCCUACGAACUGUUCCGUCCUCUUCGGCAGCGCGUCUACGCCAUUCUCUUUAAUCUUCACCAUCUCCACUUUUUGGCCAAGCAGAGGAACGAGAAAACUCCUCCUCUCUACGUCAAGGAGACUUACUAUUGUCCCAUAACUAAAGGGAUUAAGACCGAUCUAGUCCAGGCGGUAGAAGUUGGUUGGGGAGUACCAACGGUGGAGCGGUUAUGGCUAGGAGACCAAGAGGAGUGCAAACUGAAACGAACUCGAGCCUUCCUCGCCAUUCUGAAAUCGGACAAGCCAGUCAUGUUGGAUCCCUCAUUUGUCCCUCAACAAAUGCUCGUCCUCGCUUCCGUGCUGCGUUACAUACUGUCCACGGAGAAGAAAGUCCUGAGGAAGUCUGACCUCGAGGCUUUCAUUGCCCAAGCUUUCAUCCAAGAAAUGACUGAUCCUAGUAUUGCUCAAGAUAUCGAAGUUACUAAUCUUACAAUGAGAGGCGUUCAUCUCGCACAUUUAUUCAUGGAAGGGGUCGAAAUGUCUGUUCUUACAAAUGACGCUUGUGGUGCUCCCAUUCCUUACAUGUUGUUCUCACCUUGGAUGUUUUUCAAUGGGAAAGUAUUCAGCUAUGUCUUAGAACAACAAACCCAGGGAAAAAGUUUGGCAGAAAUUUGCGGGUACAAAAUGGAUCUGGUUUUCAGUAUUGAUCAAUUACGGUUGGCUGUGACGGAAGGUGUUAAAGUACAAUAUGCCCAAGCACCAAAUCCGGCCCCAUUUUUUGGAAAUAAUGGACCACUAUUGAAUCACAUUCUUGCGCCACCCACUCGACAGUUGCCAUACAACAUCCCCAACCAAAUGAACUUACAUAACGGAGGACCAGGAAGCCUGACUCAGUUGGCGGCCGCUGCGGCUGCUGCCAACUCUCGAAACCGAAUGUUGGGACCCCAGUCUCAAAACCCCUUCGUUCUUGCUGCAGCGGCUGCAGCUGCCAACAAUGGUGGAGGAGGCGGUGCUGGGAUUUAUGGCAACUAUCCCCAUCAUCCUUCUACUUCAAUAGGUGGGUCUGGCAUUCAUUCGAGAGGAGUGCCAAUUUAUCGUUUGGACAAUGAUAUUCCGAUCACGGCGAGACAACAGCAAGCACAACAUCAAGUGCAACAAAGACGAGGAGUUCCUCCCACGCGUGGUGGGCAUCUUGAGGUUGGUGGGAUGGUGGUCGGGUCUUGGGGUGCAAAUUAUGGUGGAUUAGCAAACCCAUUGAUGAAUGGAGGUCGUAAUGUAAGAGUGCCAAUGGGGCCAGGUGGCGCGUCUACUUAUCCUAAUCAUCAUCAUCAAAAUAUACAGAUGAAUUCACUAUUCGACCAAAUGAGAAUCUCUGGAGGAAAAGCACAGAAUAAUUAUCGUCCAGGAGGAGGUGCUCAAAAUGCUGGCUGGAAUCAGAGGAGAAACUAUACAAAUCACCAGGGAAAGAACCAGGUGGAGCAUGAUCAAGUUAAUUUUUAUAAGAAACCUGUAAACAAGAAGGCUGACAACAAUAUCAAGUCUGGAACUAAUAAUUCCUCAUCCAGUGCAAAAAAUGAUGCUACCAACAAACCAAAUAAUUCCAAGGGUGUGACAUUUAAAGAUGAAUCUCAAAGAUUGGAAACACCGGUUGUGAGUGAGUCUUCAAAUCUUUCAGAAAACAACAAGGGCAACACUGAAACAAAUUAAUCUAGUCUAAAUGUUUAGACCAAGUCCAACUAACAAUGAGGGUUAAAGCAAAGUCGUCGGUUUUUGUAAACUCCAUACCCCGCUCCUACACACUUUAGUAUAACGACAUAAACAGUGAAAUGAAGGCCAGUUUUACCAGAAAUUCCUAUAUAUUUGUUGUUAUACGGUGAUUUUUUUCAAUAUUGCCAAACGCAUCGACAAAUGAACAGAGUUACUUUUAAUUAAUUUUUUCCAAUCAAGUGUUGUUGUAUGAUCUGAACGAAAAUGUUGAAGAAAGAAAAUGUGCACCUCAUGAAUCAAGCAAGAUUUAGUAUUUUCCGUAAGACCAUCCCUCUAUUUAUUAACGAGGGUCGUUAUAUUUAAAAAAUUACCUAUUUACUAGUUUAGUCACUUUAAUGCAGUAUUUAAAAAACAGUUGUGUACACUCGUUGAAAAUCAUAGACAAUGCAAAUUAGGUUGAAAAUACAAGUUAGCGUAGCCCAACUUCAUCCAAAUUGCAAGCAGCUAUGUAGUUAAUUGUCAUGAAUAUCGUAAAGAUUUUUUGAGGUUGAAGGUAAUAUGAAUUAACCAGAAUCCUCCCGUCUGUGUCUAUCCAGUUCUUAAUGUCGUUGUUUAAUUAGUUGUUUAAUCAGAUUUUAGCAAAAUAGCAGCAACAGCAGAUUAAAAACUUUCAAUUAAUAGCAUUUCAAUAUUAUGAGUAGAAGAAGAGUUGUUAAAUAUUGAACAUUGAUCUUAAUGCUUGUAAAAUCGUGUGAAACUAAGUAAUUCCACGAAUGCAUUAUUCUAUGUAUUAUCUUAAUGAAUUUCCAAUUGCAGAUAUUGCAAAUUUUGUGUCAUAUAAAAAUUGAAUUCAAGUUUCAAAUUAUAAGUAGAAUUCCCUAUGAAUAUUUAAAAGCUACUAAACUGGCUUUUUUCUCUCCCACGUACAUAGACUUCAUCAUUGUUGUCGCAUAGUAGUGAGUGAAGCAUUAAUUAGCUCAUGAAAUUUAGCUAUUGGCUUAAAUCGUACUCGUUCGUAUAUUAAACAUACAUAUUUAAUUAUUACUUGUCGUCACACUUUGUUAGAAUAUCUUAGAGUGGAUGGAUCUUAACUUUUUAAUCAAGUUGCAGUUGAUUAAUAAUUGAUUGUCAAUUAGCUAACACGGAUUGAAAUACGGCAGGAAUUGUAAUCUCUUCACAAAGUAAUGGUUGUUCUUGUCGUUCUUUCUCCCCAUAAAUAGCUGUCCUUCUUCAUAAAGUGCAAAAGCAUAAACACAUUUGUUGAAAAUGAAUAAAUUGCUGCUCUGGCCCUCGUCGACUUGCGAUAACGCCACCUCAAAUGAAUUAACAUGUAUGAUGAUGACAGUUAUGUAACAAAAUGUUAUGGACGUGGAGAGAUGAUGAGUUAAAGAUUAUUAAUAUUAAAUAAAUUAUUGUUUCUUAA
This is a messenger RNA of Folsomia candida, 5227 nucleotides long. Its product is annotated as constitutive coactivator of PPAR-gamma-like protein 1. Bases 652 to 3804 code for a protein of 1050 amino acids. The record is from RefSeq and is a predicted model, not a curated record. The transcript has 18 exons. NCBI's taxonomy places the organism in Eukaryota, Metazoa, Arthropoda, Collembola, Entomobryomorpha, Isotomidae. Gene Ontology annotation, cellular component: nucleus.